Messenger RNA from Tetranychus urticae (two-spotted spider mite), 5135 nucleotides. RefSeq lists its product as uncharacterized. NCBI's taxonomy places the organism in Eukaryota, Metazoa, Arthropoda, Arachnida, Trombidiformes, Tetranychidae. The record is from RefSeq and is a predicted model, not a curated record.
UUUUUUUAUUCUUGCAUCAGGCUUGUGCUUUUUUAAGCCGUGUGUUUUGGUUGAUUGGCUUUUUCUCGGACUUCUCUUUUUUUGCUUAUCGGUGAACUUUAUUGGCCUACUUAAGUAGACUUUAAGUUGAUUUUUGUUACUCAGUUUUGCCUGGUUCCUGUUUAACUGUUAAUGUUGGAUUUUUUUUUACUCUGUUAUGUAACUCAGGUAUCCUUUGGUAAUGCGUCUUCAUCUUUAACCCUUUUCUGGAUUUAAAUUUUACUCUGUGAUAUGUAAUUUUUGCUGUUUGGUCAUCUAUUAACAUCAUGAUUGAGUUGGAAGUUAAAAAAGAACCCAGUGAGACUUGGAGGGAAACAAAUGGUGACAACAUUGGAAAUGCUUCCAAUGCACAGCUGACUGGAGGUAAAGUUGGAUCAUCAUCGUUCUUGCAGCUUGCUGGUUACAAUGGUGUUGUUCAAGAUGGUGAACAUCUUAAUGGAACUUCUAUUAACAGUUAUGGCAAUGGUGGUGAUGCUGGUCGUACUGAGUUAGAUGAUUUGGGUGAGGAAAUACUCCUCGAGGAAAGAGAUAUUCAAAUUUAUGAAGAGCUUCUUACCAGAAUGAGAAAUGAGGUUAUCAUCAAGGAACCUACAUGCAGUCGUUUGAUUGUAAGUGAAAGGAAAAAGAAGAUUAAUUUAAACCUUGAAGAUGAACAAAAUUGUCAAAUGAUCACCUUGCCCGAAGAUCAUCUCAAUAGUGCUUGGUCGUCCUUUAGAUAUCCGAGAAAUUAUGAUGAUUUCUUGGAACUUAUAUUCACAUGGGCUGAUAAUUAUCUCAAUGAUCAGGAAUGGCCUCAAGAGGAAAUUUUUUUCAAGUUAAGAAAUUACGCUUAUGCACCAAAAUAUACUUCGUUUAAAUUUUAUUCUCAAGCAUAUCUGUCAAAUUUGGUUGGAUUGUUUUAUGCAAAGCUCAAAAAAGAAACUAGUAGUUGGCAAAAAUCAUCGAAAUAUAUAAAAGACAAAGGAGUUAUCGGUACAGUCGACACUGUUAAAAGUGAAGAUCAAUGGUCUGAAAUAGUUUUCAAGCUAUUAACUGACUUGGAUACUCUGAAAUUUGGUAACUGCUGUGUCUUAAGUGUCGUCGAUUCUUACAAUUCUUCUGACCGACUGUAUUUUGGCUCAAUUCUAGGAAAAGACAAAAUAUCGAUUGAAAACCGAAAACUCACCCUCUUGACUGUUAAAGUUUUUGAAUUCGUCCCCGUUUCUGGUGAUAAAUUCGCUUUAUUAAGCUUAUUUCGUACUCAUCAUAUUUAUACAUCCGCUGAAUGCCUUUUCAAAUUAGAGACAUCGCAAUAUCUUCAACAUUAUCUCAGUCCAAGCUUAAAAUCAGGCCCUUCUGGUGUACAGCUUAGACUUGAUGAAAAAACCUUAACCGAUUUUGAUCGUGAUGCAAUUUUCAAAGCAGUUGAUACUUUUUCAUUGUCAAUACCUGAUAUCUCCCCAGUUAGUUGCAUAGAUUUCAGAGAAAUGGACACAUCACUAAAAGAUCUUACAGAUUUUGUUGUGGAAAUUUUACUUGCCAUGCGAUCAGCGCCACUUGACAUUCGUUGGAUCAAUUUGGAUAUUCCAGCUUUGGUAAUCAGCAAAGAUGAAGAUAUACUUUCCUCUUUACAUGAAAAGUUCAAAAAGGCUGAUUUUUCUAUUUAUCGAAUUGGUAGUAAAAGUUCACCAAUAAAUUUGCGUGAGAAAAUUCCGAUGGUCAGCAAAGCUUUAGCUAAAGCCUUUUCUCGCACAAAAUUCCUAGAAGACGCUCCCGAGUAUGAAAAGUUAGUUGAACAGUGGGAUUUUGUUGAUGAAGGAAUAUUUCAGAACGAUGAGCAAAAGAAAUUGUACAACGAGCUAACUGAAGUAGCCAAAAUUUUCGCUCUUCGCAAUUCCGCCGUUGUAUUGGGAAACAUUUACGAUGUAUGCAAUGAUUUAGCCAUCAAUAGCUCUUUAUGCCAAAUACCUGUUUGUUUAAUUCUCGGAGCCUCAUCGAUUCCUGAAUGUUUUACUCUACCGCUAAUGAAAUAUGGUUGUGAAAAAUUUAUCCUAAUUGAUAGAGAAAUCACUUCAGGGACCAAAUCUCUAUUCAACCGUCUUGUUUCAAUUUACGAAGAGGAACAAUUACCUGUUAAAGGAGCUAAAUGUUGCAUUGUAACAAAUGUCAAGAAAAAGGUUAAAAUACCUGAACCACCCAAAGUCAGUCGACAUAAAAUUAUUGAAGAAAGUGCCAAAGACUCAGCUUCAACUUCAUCAACAACGCCAGGAUAUAAUCCUGAACAACGUAAAAACCCUCGAAACCGUAUGCCCUAUUGCCCUAAACCCACCGCUAACCCAACCAAUGAUUCAAAUAAAUGAGUCAAUCGUGUAGGGUGUCUUUUAAAUUUGUACAAUUUGUUAAACUCAAAUUUAAAUCUAAUUUCUCAUUCACCGUUAGAGUUCAAAUUAACAAAAGUACAAAUUUAAGGGACACCCUUUUGGAAAAUAUUCAAUUACUUAUAGUUCAAACUAAAAAAUUGUUAAUAAUAAUUAAUAUAUUUAUUUAAGUUGACAUCAUUUCUAUAAAUUAAUUUACAAAAAGUUAAAUUAAUUAUCAUAAAAUUGAUCUUUGCAAAAAUUAAAAGCCUUUAUUACCUAAAUUGUAAUGCUUUUUCACUUCUUUAUCAUCGUUAAUAAUCGGAAGGACACUCAUUUGAACAAUUAAACUUCGAGUAAUGAUGAAUUUUAAUCAAUAAAUUAAAUUAAAUUUGAUUUCAUUAAACUAUUUCUUUAAAGCGCCAUCUUUCAACCAAACCCAACUAACGCCAUCUACUCGAUAUCCAAAAAUAAUAAAAAUGUAGGUGAAAUGUUCGAUCAAUUUGAUUUCUGUAAUUGAUUGUUUAAUUUUAAUAUUGUGUUCAAUUUAACUUAAUUACGCUGUUCUUUUUGCACAUGAACCCUCAACUGAAGCGCUCAUUAAACAGCCUUUUAUCCAGUGGCUGUUUCAAAAUUUUAAAGUGGUUCUAGUUCAAACAGUUACUCGAGGAUUUGUAUGUUCCAUUACAUCUCCUUUUCAACCUUUUACCUGUUACAAACCUCAAAAUUAUCAUGAAGUGCAAAUUCGUCGUUCAUCCAUUAUCAUUAAUUUUAUUACUUUUGAAAAAUGCUCACAUUCAAUAACUUGCUAAAUUGUGUAUCUCUGCAAUUUCGCUAUGUCUAAUCCAUUUCGCCAUUGUAUUACUCCUUAGAUGCUCCAAUUAUGUUUGUUUUUAGUAAAGCCAAGCUUUCUAGAAAAUUUUCUAACCAUAAUUGUGUAAUUAAUGUUCAACAUUUCCACUAAAAACGCAGCAAUCUCAACUCAUCACACAAUUUGCACAAUCUAGUUUAAUCUAAUUGUUUGUGAAUCUCAAUACCAUUAAAUUAAUCAACUAAAAUUCUCAAUGUUUUACUGGUCAUCAUCUGAUCUCUGCUUUUUUAAGCAUCAAAUGAUCUCACAAGUUCUCUAUUUUCUUGUUCUCUCAUGUAUACUGCCUCCAUGUUCCUUAUCCACCAAUUUUGGAGCCACUACCCUGAACAAUUUGAAUCUCUAUACCAGACCAUCAGCUAUCGGUGAGUCUUGUAUGCCUCCAUCUAGUACCUGUGCUGAUCCUAACUCCAUAUGUUACCGCAAGACGAAUCGCUAUCUAGGUUACUGUAAAUGUACCCAAGACUAUUAUUAUGAUCGUAGAUCUGGUAAAUGUAUGCGAUCCAUAGCAAUAGGCGAUCCAUGCACAGAGUCAAGAGAAUGUCAAUCGUUUGAUCGACAUUCUUACUGUGACUAUGGUCAACUUGUUCGUAAACGUCGGCCAAUAUGUGCCUGUAUAUCAAAAUAUGUGUUUAAUCAUGAGAAACAACGAUGUGUACAUUGUCGACAAACCCUUAAUGAUUGCCGUGAUCCUUCAUCGCCUUCAAGUGUCAAUUCCUUGGCAAAGUACAAGUUCGGAUUGCUUAUCAAAAUUAUUCUCAUAGUGAUUGGUUUUUCCCUAAUACUGAGCUUGACUUUUUGCUUCUUCAUCAAAUUACUCAAUGGAUACAGUAAAUCGAGGAGGUCAUCUGGUCAUAAUACACAAUCUGGCUCCAAUCAACAAAUUAUAACUACAAGGACUCCAGUAACAUCAACAUCGGUGCCAUCAGUAACUCCAAUACAGCCUUCAGCUCCACCUUUGCCAUCAGAUACUGUUGGCCCAAUGUCUACAUUUAAUACUCGUAACCCUGUUAGAUUCAACAUAUCAUCUUCCAUCUAUAGCAACUCAAAAAGAAACCAAUUAUCAUCUUCCGUUAAUAGUAAUAGACUGUCACUGGCAUCCUCAUCAGGGGAAGAUAAACCACCCUCUUACGAGGAAGCUAUCCAUGGAUCAAGCCAAUGUAAACGUGAUCUGGUAAUCUCACUUAAUCCAAGUUCAUCGUUGGACGGCAAUCCAGUUUAAUUUGUAAUUGUAUCUACUUAAUCAAUUGAAGGCCAAAGAUGCAACCAAAAAUCACAAAAUUCAUGUAAUGAUCGGGAUUAACUUCCACCUGUUCACUACAAAUGGUAAUCUCCUCAUGGUUUGUCAUUAAGGCCAUUCUGUACAAGAUUGUUUAAUACAAUUAGUAAGUUAAUUAUUUGAAAAAUCAACCAAAGAAAAGAAAUGAUAACAUAUGAAUUGUAACAAUCAAUUUUGUAUAGAACUGAAUGAUUACAGUUAACUGGUAAUUGAAUUACAUUGCCAUUAAUGCUGUUUUCGUAAAAAAAAGCUGCAAAUGUAAAUCAGUUUAAAUGAUUGUCAAACAAAAUCACUAAUUUUGUUAAUAUUGAGCUCUUGAGAACAAUUACUUCCAAGUCAAAACAUCUUUAAAUAUAGUGUACAAAAUUGAAUAUAAAUUUCUGGUUCAGCAGGAAAGGACAUUCCGUGACGGCAAACAAAACUUCCACAUUGUUCGAUCAAAUCGAAGCCAAACAAUCAAAUAAUUUGAUUUAUCAAUUAAACAUAAUUUCACUUCAUUUAAUUUCUUUUGUUAAGUAGUUAAUAUCUUGUUCAUUAUGUACAUCAUUUAGAUUUGAAUCUACUUCAUUGGAAAGUUAUUCUGACAAAUCAAAUAAAAAAUCUUCCAAAUUAA